Cygnus atratus (black swan) is the source of this 1641-nucleotide messenger RNA. RefSeq names its product C1q and TNF related 4 (gene C1QTNF4). The coding region runs from base 123 to 1226 and encodes 367 amino acids. The transcript has 2 exons. NCBI's taxonomy places the organism in Eukaryota, Metazoa, Chordata, Aves, Anseriformes, Anatidae. Gene Ontology annotation, molecular function: protein binding. The record is from RefSeq and is a predicted model, not a curated record.
CCGCCGCCGCGGCUCCCGAGCUGUCAGUGCGCAGGCAGCGCCGCGGCCCCGCGCCGAGCCCCAACGGCCGCCAACCGCCGCCAACGGCCGCCAACCGCCGCCGCGGGGCGGCAGCAGAUACAAUGAUGACUCUGAAGGUUCAGAUUCUGAUUGGCUUCCUCUGGUGCAUGAUUUUAAUGCACACAGAUGGCUUCCCAGUAGACAGCAAUACUGAAUUUCGCUCUGCUUUCUCGGUGGCCCGAACCAGCAGCAUGGAAGGGAGCUCUGAGAUGGUCAUAACCUUUGACAAAGUGUAUGUGAACAUUGGCAAUGACUUUGAUCCCAAGACUGGGUUGUUCCGGUGUCGGAUUCCUGGAGCCUACUACUUCUCCUUCACAGUUGGGAAAUACCCAAAGAAAAACUUGUCUGUCAUGCUGAUGAGAAACAAGAAUGAGGUGCAAGUGAUUGUGUAUGAUGAACAUCACCGCAAGGAACGGAAGGUAGCCAGCCAGAGUGCCAUGCUGCAGCUUGACUAUGGUGACACAGUCUGGCUGCGUUUACAUGGAGACCCCAAGUAUGCUCUUUACAGCAAUGUGGGCCCCUAUACAACUUUCAAUGGCUACCUAAUCUAUCCAGACACUUCUGCCUUCUUCCAAAAUGCUCUUAGCUCUCAAGAGCUGGGGCCUUCCCGUCACAAUAUUCAGCAGCUUCCAGGAGAGCAGAAUGAAGCUUCCCAGCGACACAUGUUGUCUGAUCAGCCGAAGAGGGAGCAAGACCCUCGCUCUGCGUUUUCUGUUGCUCGCUCACAAAGUCUCCUGGGGACAGACGACAAGCAAACCCAGCAUGAGCCGAUCACAUUUGACACGGAGUUUGUGAAUAUUGGGAAAGAUUUCAAUUCUUCCACUGGCAUCUUCUCAUGCCGCAUACCUGGUGCAUACUAUUUCUCCUUCACCAUUGGCAAAAUGCCCUUUAAGACCAUGUCAGUGAAACUUAUGAAGAACCACAAUGAGGUGCAGGCCAUGAUCUACGAUGACAACCACUCCAAGAGGCGGGAGAUGCAGAGCCAGAGUAUCAUGCUGCCUCUGCAAUACGGGGACACUGUCUGGCUCUACAGCCAUCAGCAUGAUGGCUACGGUGCCUACAGCAACCAUGGCAAGUACAUCACCUUCACAGGCUUCCUGAUCUAUUCCGAGGCUCAGCCAAAGCGGCUCCCAGGUGCCAGCUCACUCCAAGGGUCAGAAAAUUAAAUGCAGAUGUGAAAGGAGCAUAAGAAAAGCCAAGGUGCCAUGAACUUGGGUAUAGCUCCUCUUCGGAUAUCAUCCUCUACUUUGAGCAUGCUAUCAUGUGUCCAGUGCUUUCCUUAUGCUGCACGCUUGUGCCUGACUGCAGGGCCAUUGCUGUGUCUGUCUUUCAUCCAUAGAAAGGUCUUUACAGGAUGUAUGUGUGUGUCCAGUGUUGGUGUUUGAUUUAAGCAUAAAGCAUGAGGUAGUUAGGGGCAGGGGUGGGGCGAUGUAGUGAAAUGCCAAGGAUCAGAGAAACACUGCAGUAAUGCUACUGCAGAUCCCUAGCAUCCAGAAAGCAAAGGAUGUGGUGACUUUCCUUGCAUAUCUGUUAAGGGAAUAAAUGUAAUGAAAUUGAAUGUAAUAAAAAAUACAAAAUAUG